This is a messenger RNA of Anopheles darlingi, 1220 nucleotides long. Its product is annotated as microfibril-associated glycoprotein 4-like. Bases 104 to 1132 code for a protein of 342 amino acids. The transcript has a single exon. Lineage: Eukaryota; Metazoa; Arthropoda; Insecta; Diptera; Culicidae. The record is from RefSeq and is a predicted model, not a curated record.
UUCCGUUCCUACGGGAUUCAGAAAUUGGUGGUACAGAAAACGAAUCAGUAUAAAUCGUCGCUGGAACCAGUUCAGAGGCUUGCCUCUGAUUUGGCAUCCAAGAAUGAAAUUAAUCGUCCAUUUCAUUGUGUUGUGUGCAGUUUUACAUAUUGCUACAAGUGAACGUGAUCAGACAGGAAACAAUAAUACCAGUUGUUUCGAAAAUGGGAUGCUUGAUUUAAAAUUGGAAUCGAUUCUGCUCAUGUUGGAGGCGCUGGAACAUAGACUACAGAAGAUGGAUAGCAUGCAAUUACAGCUGCAGAAAAUUGAGGACCACAUCCAGCAAUUUCAAUCCAACCACGAACAAAGCCGAAAAGAAAUAUUCGCCGCAAUUCAGAAAAUCGAACAUCAAGGUGCGUUUAAUUUUAGCGAGCUUAACAAUCAUAAUUUGAAGAAGGCGAAUACAACGUUGUGUAAACUUGAUCGUAACCUAGAACGUGUGCAAGAAUUUCAGUAUAAUAGCAGACCGUCGUCUUGCAAAAAUGAUUCAUUGAGUGUGUCUGGAACAUAUAUGAUCCGUGUGAAAAGUGAUAGUGAACCGUUCAAAGUGUAUUGCGAACAGAAGGCUUUCGGUGGUGGAUGGAUAGUGUUUCAGCACCGUUUCGACGGAUCACUGGACUUUUAUCGAGGGUGGAAUGAGUUCCGCGACGGAUUUGGUGAUUUGAACAAAGAGUUCUGGUUGGGUCUUGAGAAGGUCCGCCAGAUAACAAGAGGCCGUAAGCACGAACUGAUUGUUGAAUUGAAACACUUUGAAGGAACAUACACGUACGCGCGGUAUGAUUCAUUUGAAAUAGGUAGUGAGAGUGACCGAUACAAACUGAAGGUUCUUGGAAGUUAUAGUGGAACUGCAGGUGAUGCAAUGUCAUAUAGUAUGGGUAGGAAGUUCUCAACCAAAGAUCGGGAUAAUGAUGUGAACGUCAGGAAUUGUGCAAAGAACCACGAAGGUGCAUGGUGGCACAAAAGCUGUACACACGCGAAUUUGAACGGGAGAUACUACAAUGCAAUCGAUUUAAAAUCAAUGUUUUGGUAUUAUUUAAAUAACGACUGGCAAGGAUUGAGUUAUUCACGAAUGAUGAUCCGAGAGUUGGAAUAGCGUUUCUAAUCGGAUCAAUAGUAGAGUGCAAUGAAUGAACAAUCAACAAUGGUGCGAAACAAUAUUGAAUAAAAACGCAUUUUAUCAA